AUGGUGUUGCGGGUUGCGCUCUUGGGGGGGACGUGCCGGAAGUGUUUGGAGGUGCGGAAGAAGUUUUGUGUUGCUCCGUGUGCUCUGGGUUCAGGCCGCUGCGGCGGGUUAACAACUAAGGGGAUCCUUCGCAUUGGUGUGUUUAGUGUGGAAGUUAAGAGCGGGUCGCAGCUUCCCAUUUCCCCUUUCCCUACAUCGGCUCGGGAGCGCGCCGUGGUUACAGGAUUGCCAGCUCGGUAG
This is a messenger RNA of Knipowitschia caucasica, 240 nucleotides long. The record is from the annotation of a GenBank genome assembly. NCBI's taxonomy places the organism in Eukaryota, Metazoa, Chordata, Actinopteri, Gobiiformes, Gobiidae.